CGGCGCGAUGUGCUCAGGGGGUCGCCGAUGCAUGGGCCUCGUCGGCGGUGCAUCGGCGACCCCAGCGCGGAGAAAAUCGGGCACCACAUUGAGCCGCACAGGCGGUACAUCGGCGAUGCGGCGCCAUCCUCCGACCCCCCGUGCUGGGACCCCACCUGGGAGGCCCGAGAGAUGCCGGGAACGGCGAGAAGGCCUGGCACGGCCUGGCUCGAGAAGCGCAUCGCUUCGACGGCUGCUGGGGAUGCUCCUCGAUGGUCCUCGUCGAAGGAAACAUGCACACGUCCGAGCGAUGCCAAGUCGGUCUAGCCAAGCAAACCAUGCCCACCGAACCUUCCCGGCAGCCUCCGGCGGAGAUGUGGGGCCGCUGCGGCGGCGCGGCCCGACGGCCGACUGCCGGGGCCGCCGGGGGGCGACGACCCAUGGCGCCGCCGCCGGCGCAGCGGCGCGGUCCCCGGGCGGCGGAGGCGGGCGCCGAGGGGCGCGGGAAGGGCGAAGGCGGUUGCGGGCCGCCUCGGCGCGGGGCGGCGGACGGCAGCUUUCUGCCCGCCCCUCGCGGCGCCGCGGGCUCUGCGAGGCCGGCGAGGCGGGCUCUCCGGGCAGCAGCGGGGCUCGGCUCCGGAGCGGCGAACGAUGCGCAGAGUCGCACGCGGCCGCGCUCUCCGCGCGGGGCCUCUCCGCGCAGAGGCGCCCCGCAUAUCCGCAGGGUAAGCAGCCCCGGGCGUCCGUUACCCUGGGGAGGGAAACAAAAACAGCACGCUCACUUUCGCCCAGCGCCCACGCCAUCAGGCCCAGCGCUCGGCGCCCGUGCCGAAGCGCAGGCGGCAGCGCAUCAGCCGGGCCCACUCGCUCGGCGGCCAGUUGGCCACGAUGUCCCUGCUGACCUCGCCUCGCCGUCCACGUCCACGAAAAGCGCGCGUCCGCCGCGGGGGCCCGGCGAGGCGCCGGCGCAGCAGCCAGCGCCGCGGCGUCCGCCGCGGGCGCGGGCGGCUCCGCGGGCGGCGCCGCGG
Messenger RNA from Prorocentrum cordatum, 1007 nucleotides. The record is from the annotation of a GenBank genome assembly. NCBI's taxonomy places the organism in Eukaryota, Dinophyceae, Prorocentrales, Prorocentraceae.